UUUGUAAAUACCUCUUUUCAUUUAUGUUGUACAUUUUCAUAUUCUUCAAGUUUGCAGAGUGAUGAAGCAUUUGUUGGCUGUUGGGGGUUUUUGCAUUAAUUUUAUGGAGAGUGUGUUGCAGAGCUGAACUACUGUGGGCUUUUAUGCCUCCUUUCUUUAUCUAAACAAGGUUGUCUGUAGUUAUAUCAUCGCACUUUACCAAGCAAUUAAUGGUUUCAGCCAGAACAGAUGUGUGUCUUUUCCCUCAUCUGCAAAAUGAACCUGUUUAUGAAACACUAGUAUUUCAUCUGUUUCAGCUGUAUUCAUGUUGUAUUUUAGACUCCCUUAUUAAAAGCUAGUGCAAUAAUGUGAGACAGGGGCUCUCAUGUUUUUAGACCCCAUAUUUUUGGUAUAAAAGUAUCCAUGAUAUUUGGCUGUCUCCAAAAUGUUUACUUCAGUAAGAUUUCGAGUGCCCAAAAUGUUUAACGGUGUUAAAAAAGGUCAACCAGCUGAUAGCUGAAGGCGAAUAUGUCAGAAAGAAAGACUGAAAAAAAAUUAUCAGUCCGACACAGUGGGAGUAUUAGAAUGAUUAAUGUUUAUGUUAAUUUAUGGCUUUUACAUAUUGAUUAAUAGCUUUUUGUUUCAGUGACCAAAAUGUGUAAGUGGCAAUGAGAUCCAUAUGCUAACUCAGUGUCUUUCAAAUAAUUACAAUCAUUCUUAGUUUUGUUCCCAUGCUGAAUCUAUGUUUUCAUACAGAAAAUAAUUAUUGUACAGUGACUUUUUUAAAAAUUGCAGAUGGAAGUAUUUGAAAGUGAACCUCAAGACAUACCUGGGUUCCAGUGUUCCUGAAGGUUACCCACUGACAUUUAUAUGCAUUUUUCUUGCAAACAUCAUUACUUAAAAUCGUAAUAUAUUGUGGUUUAGCCUGAUACAGUUAGGGGAUGCAUAGGUGUUAAGGUGCUAACACUGUGAGGAGCCAUUACCUGAGUGGAAAUCAUUAAAGAUGUGUUGCAUUGCAUGAUGGUUAUUAGUCAUUUUCUUCUCUGCUCCCAUAAGAUUUCUUGGCAUAUCACCAAUUGCUGAUAAGCAGUUUUGUUUGCUAUCUGUCUAUUGACUGUUACAAUUAAAAUGUGGAAACUUCCAUCAUUCAUUGUCUGAAUGUCAGGAGAGAAGGUAAUUUUGGGGAGCUCCUGAGAGAGGAUGAAAUCCUGACUUCCCUUGAAGUCAAUGGGAAAUGGAGGUUCUCGGCACUUCGAGAAAUGAAGCUUUUGAAGUGUUUUUCUGUGCAGGCAGGAAUUGUUGGUCAUCAGAAAUUAUUUGGGGACUAUUUAGAAUGAAAGCUCUGACAGCAUUUAGUGUUUCCAACCUGUGAAAGGAAGGACUCUUGCCAAUUGUAAUGUUGGCUGUGUGGCAACAGGUUUAUGAUAUCAGUUAAUAAAGGACUGUAUAGCUAGGUCAUAUAAAAAUCAUUGCAUUCCCUUUGACAUUGAUGUGUCUCUAACGAGCAAGUUUUGCAAGCAAGAGACUUCUAUCUAGAAAUCUAUCUACAGUACCUAGAUGCUGUGUUUUCCAGUGCAAGCACAAGCACACUAAUGAAUGCUCCCAGUCCACUGUUGUGAUUAUUUUUUUUUUUAAGAUUUUGAAAGCACAUAUAAAAUACAAAUACAAUCACUGCUUAGUCUCUACUUUGGUAGUCAUAGGUAGGUAGUAAUGUGAAAAAUAACCAAUUUAAGAGAAAGUGUCUGGCUGUUCUUACUCCUGAAAAUUAGGAGUGUUUUAUUAGUACAUCUUACUGGUUAAAUCAGAAGUCUCUACUAAUUCUAGUUUCUGCUUGAAAUAAAUUUCUUGGUUUAUAGAUUUCUACUGAUUCCUAAUUUCCACGUGAAAUACUUUUUAAAUUAGCUUUAAAGAAAUCCUAGAAGUAUAAUACAGUUUAUACCUGAAUUUAGCACCAAAGAUAGCAAAGGGAGCUUUAAACUGAAAGCUGUGGUGUUAGUUGACUGAUGAGUGAAUGUUCCUAUAUUCUGGGGCUCUGACCUUUGCAACUAUUUGUGUAGCACUCCCACAUCUCUUGAUCUGUGCAGGCAGUUGCUAUACGAGCUUCUACUAAUUCUCCAUUUACUAGUGCGUGUUUCUGUUUGCACACAACAGACAUAGCAUGUGUUUUGAGGGACUGGGAUACGAAUGCAAAAAGCAGGCUGCCUGACUUACGGAUUUUAGGUUAAAAUUUUGGAUUUUAACCUAAGUGGCAGUUUCGUUCUUCCCUAAGUGUUUUGUAUGUGUUAGCUGGUUACAGGGCACAAAAUGGUAUUUUAUUGUACAGUCAGUUACUUUUCACCUUACGUGCAAAGAGAUUUCUUCAGACUGUCUCGCAGCAUGCCUUUCUAUAGCAGUCUUCCCUGUUUCAGUGUGUUCUGUCAUUUUUUUGAUUUGUGCAUAUAAAAGGAAAAGCUGGGCUUAAAAAAUCAUCACAAUGUGUCUGAAGAACUAUUUGUUUACCAAACCAUAUACCUGCUUUCAGACCUUUUGUAGUCAAUGACCUAUAUUUUGCAGUCAGUUGACGUGAACUUUAACUCAUUCAACUUGUGCAGAUUUGUCUGGCAUCACUUUUAAUUAGGGCUGCGAGAAUCCAUUUUCAUACAUAAACUCUUGUUCUGCGCUUGCUAGAAGGAGCCAUAUAACCAGGCAGCCUGUUUUGUCAACCAGGGAUGUCCAAGGUGUUUCCAAGUCCCGCUGUGUUGUGGCAUAAUUCAGAGGCAGGUUAGAGGCUGGAAGCACGAGGAUAUUGUGUUUGGAAAGCUCAUGCUGCAAGGGCUGCCUGUGGAAUUUUAACAUUGGAGAUUGCAAAUGUAAUGGAGUAAACAAAAUUGUUUGCAUUGCACUAUUAAUUUGAGGGAGCCUUAUUUCCACUGACUUCCUCGGCGGUUAUAGCUCGGGACCCACUUUGAAAACACACUAGAGCUAUGCUGCACAACGUGACAGAGUCACAAAACCUGUGAGUGAGUGCAGGUAGGCACAGAAGCAUGGGCUAAAAAGGGGUUUUUGUAUGAAUGAAAAAGAAACAGACUGGAAACGGGUAAGCACAAUUUAGUCACAUCUUUCUCAACUCGUUCUUUGCUGUGAUUUUUCCUUUGGGAGGGUGGCACCUGGUAGACUAGGAAUUUUCAAAAAAUAACAGGGAUUUCAUAUAUCUGUUUGUGAGCACACCUGGAUGUGUUGAAUAUUUUGCAGUAGUAAUUAUGUCUGCACACCUGCUGGUUUCAGUCCCAAAUCAGUUUGCCAGACAUGCCUAGAGAGAUUUAUUUCUCCUAUACCUGAAAAAGUUUUUACCACUGAGUUUUUACUACUCUAAAUAAGCCUAAAGAAAAAAAGAGGAGGAUUUUUUUUCUUGUCUUUGCUUGAGCCAUUGGUAUCUCAAACUGAACUGUGGAGUUUGUUGGGGGAGGAGGGUGCAUGGAUGAUAUUUUAAUAGCAAUUUGUUUUUGCUUCAAUGUGUGAUAGAAAUACAAGUGACAGGAGUGGGAACAGGAGAGUUGCUGAAUUCUGCUGGAAUUUUUCCUGUGGGAAUUUGUUAAUGUUUUUAAUUCUCUGAGAGAUUUUUCUAAGGUAAUCCUUUUGACAUUUACAUAUUUUAAAUGACUCUCAUUAAAUAAAAGCUUAACUUUUUUAUAUCAAAUGCUGAAGUGAUGAUACUGGCAUAUCACUGCAUAGAAAUUCAAACGGUUUGAAGAUUAUUCUAAUUGCAACCUAAGCAAAGCAAGUUUUGUGAAGGAUAUUAACAGUGAAUUGUUCUUUAAAAUAACAUAAUUUUGAAGGAAAUUCAAUUAUUCUGGCAUUUUUUUAGGCAAACCCCUUUUUAGUACCUAUAGCGUGGUGUGCAUAGCCGUUUGCUAAUUGAAACACUAAUUUGAACAGCUGGGGUUUCCACUCCUCACUCACAUGGAGCCCGACGGUUUGCAGUGCACCUUAUGGAAAAUACUUUCAGUUGUCUCUGUCAUAUCUGAGUGUAGCUCAGCCCCUGAAGGAGGAUGCUGUUACCAGUGCAGGGAAGGCUGGAGGAAAUAAAGUGGAGCAUCUUUUAAAAAAUAAGAGCGUGAUGGUGAGGUGUUGCAUCUCUUACUGGUGAUAACCUCUUGCAAACAAAUGCCAUAAGCAAAAUGAUUCAUAUAUUUUAACAUCCUUUCACAGGGGAAAGGAGUCAUAGCAUGAGGAUAACUCGGGAACAAACAUAAUCUAGCCCUGAGAUGCUUUUAAAUGAACUUUCUUCUGUAGGUUGUCCUUGGCUUGUUCAAGCCCUUGAGCCAGAUUUUGCUCUCAGACCAGCCUAAAUGCUAAGCAAAUUUAAUUAAAUUUGCUGCAGAUAUCCCCAGUUAACAAGAACAGAUUGGUCCCCCUGAGGCUAGAUGGAGUUAACAAGAAAAUAAAUGUUGUGCUAAUUAGAUAACUCAUUUUCAGACACCUGGGGUGAAACUUUAAAUAAAGUCCUAGAGAUUUGGGAUUGAAAAUUUAUUUGAAAAUGAGUCUUAGGCUUCUAAAUCACAUAGGCACUUCAGAAAAAUUUACCCAGGGGCUUUAACCAUUGCACAGUCAUGAUAUUUAGCACGUUUGUGGCUGGCUGCUUAGCAAAGCACGGUAUAACCAUUAUCUAUUAGAAUUAGUGUAACACAAUGUAUUUCAUUAUCCCUGUAAGUAAAGCAGAGAUACUGAGCUACCUGGUGAGUUGAAAGUAGGCUGAAUGUCAUCUUUUUGAGGAUGCUUAUGUGUCAGCAGGAAGAGAUGGAUGCUUUCUUGGAGGUUUUAAGGCACCACACUUCUAUUUGUGAUCUUGUGGGACUUUCUGUUGAUUCAGGUACCUAAGAACUUUUAAUUAAACCUUGAUCUUAAGUGACUUGUCCAAGCUCAUGGAUGAAGAAGACAGCACAGAUGCAAUUUUAUAGUUCAGCACUUGCUGGAAUUAAAAUAAGAUGCUUAAUACUGUCACACUGCCAUUCAUCUGCUGAGUCAUGAUAGGAAGUAAUAAGGAGUCAUCUCAUAAGCCAAAUAAAAAAUGACAUGGGUUUAAUAUUAGGCCAAAUUUCCAGAUUCAUGUAGCUGGUGAGCAAAAAAGCAAGCAAAGAACCAGGCUCCAAGAAGCAAAAAGUCCCUUCAUUUGCUUACAGCUCAAAAGUAUGCUUUCAGUUGUUGGGUUUUUUUCCUGUAGCCAGUCUGAGUAUUUUUCUGAAAUAUUGUCCUUGUAAAGACAUGCAUUAGUGUAGCGUCUGUUUCAUGCCAGGUAAAACCCUUCCCACAGCCACGCACACACUUGCUGUCUGUCAGCAAAAACUUCUGUGUCAGUAAUUAGAAAAAUGCUAUUAAAAACCUGCCUUGUAAUCCCAAAUAGCCUCUGGGUUGACUCAGUUCUGUUUUGUCUUCCUUGCUCAGCGCACUAACCUGGGAUUGUUCCACUGUGACGACGGACCCUGCUUCUCUGCCAAGCUACUGUUUAUUUUAUUUAUGUGGUUCUACAAAGCAUCAUUUUGAGGACAACAGCAUAUAGUUGUAGUGUCCCAAAGAGGUGACCUUUGGUGACAAAAUCCUUAGUCUAGCUGGUUUGUAACACAGGUGAAGCAUGUUACAGAUGGGCACCUGGGAGCUGGAUCUCACCAUGGGGGCAAACCUGUACAUCUUGUAAUCAUCUGAAAAUUUACUCCAGCCUGUCAUGAGUCUAGAUCAUCAGACAUCAUCAUAUAAAACAGAUGAGUCAGGGCACUAAAACAUGGAGGUUAUCCACUGAGCUCAUUAUUUUCAUACCUAAUUACACACUGCUAUUGAGGGAGAACUGCGCAUUGUGCUGAAGAAUCCUGUUUCAUCACUAGUCCUAAGAGGCUGCCCUGCCCUCUAAUCUGUGUCGCUCUCUCGCUCCCCCGGCGCGUUGCUCGGAUGGCUUUGCCCCCCCCGGACCCACAGUUUGUUCUCAGAGGUACCAGUGCUGCAGUCUACACUCUGCACUUCUCCUGUGGAGGCCAAGAACCUGAUGUCCCCAUUCUUUUCUCUGGGUCUCAGAAUGGGUUUAUCCAUGUUUGGAACCUGAAAACACACAGAGUGGACACGACACUGGAUGGCCACGGAAGAAAAUCGGUCUACUGUGUGGAGACAAUGGGUGGUAAAAACAGGCUUCUCAGUCAGGGUCGUGACCAGAGGAUCUGCUUGUGGGAUUUAGCAGAGGGACGGGCUUCAGUGACGGACUCUGUCUUCACGGAGAAUGUGGGAUUCUGCAGAUGCUCUCUGUUAAAGGUGGCACAGGGACGCUGGCUAAUGGCCAUGGCAGCCAAAGCGCUGGAGGAGGUUCAGGUUCUGGAGCUGCCAUCCAAGACGUCAGUCUGUACCUUGAAGCCAGAGGUGGGUGCCAAGCUGGGCAUGCCCAUGUGUCUGAAGUUAUGGCAGCUCAGCUGUGGGUCACAACCUUUGCUUCUGGCUGGCUAUGAAGAUGGAUCAGUGGUCCUUUGGAAUUUGUCAAUGGGAAAAGCGUCAAGCCAACUUGGUUGCCACCAGGAGCCAGUGAUGAGCCUUGACUUUGACUCGGAGAAGGCCAAGGGGAUCUCGGGCUCAUCUGAAAAGGUGCUUAGCAUCUGGAGCCUCAAUGAGCAACAGAACCUCCAGGUUUACAAAACACACAAACUUGUCAAUGCUGGCAUAUCUGAUAUCACCAUUCGUCCAGACAAGAAGAUUUUAGCAACAGCAGGGUGGGAUCAUCGCAUCAGGAUCUUUGGCUGGAAAAAACUGAAGCCCUUAGCAGUGCUGGACUACCACACAGCAACGGUCCAUUGUGUGUCCUUCUCGGAUCACACAGACCUCAGUGAGAGACUGCUGGCAGCUGGCUCAAAAGACCACCGCAUCAGUAUCUGGUCAAUAUAUACAUAGACGUGACUUGUUCUGCGCUGUCAUGGACUAAGAAAACAGCACUUGUGAAGCAACUCUUUACACUGUAAUUCAAACCUGGAUGUGGGGAAGCAGUAGAAUGUAUUUUCCAGGCUGAAGUAAGAGUCCUAGGUUAAUUCUUAGCUGCUUGUUCAAGCUGCAAGUUUUGUUUUCCAGAGAGGGAGGUGGAUUUUUAAAAUUCAUAGCAAGCAGAGCAAGGCCAGUCACAGACAAAGACACAGAACAAGUCACUUUGAGUUCUGCUGCAGGUUUGUUAACAGCUUUUCUUUGGCAGGUUGCUUAGAUAACUUGUGCCAAUAUCUUCUUUUGUGAAAAAGAACUGGAAUCCCUCAGACUGCAGUGGGGGCAACAUACAUCUUGUUUGUAAGUCAUUUGUGUAUCCAAGAAUCUGAAUCUGUGUAAAAUAGUACUCUUUCUUGAAAAUUUAUACCCAUUAAACCACCUCCAGUGGUU
This is a messenger RNA of Falco peregrinus (peregrine falcon), 7350 nucleotides long. RefSeq names its product G protein subunit beta 1 like (gene GNB1L). Gene Ontology annotation, molecular function: protein binding. NCBI's taxonomy places the organism in Eukaryota, Metazoa, Chordata, Aves, Falconiformes, Falconidae. The transcript has 7 exons. The coding region runs from base 5899 to 6879 and encodes 326 amino acids. The record is from RefSeq and is a predicted model, not a curated record.